CUCACUAAUAAUUUGCAACUAUUGACUCCAUAAAUACUGAAAAUGAUCCUACACUUUUAAAUCUUGAGAAAUCUGAUCAACAGUAAUCAAAAGUACUAUGAGGUAUUUACCAGGAAUUCAAAUACUUGUUUUAGGCCUAAUUUUGGAUUUAGUUACAGGAGCUCCAUUAUUUGUGACAUUGUUCGAAACUGUCACUGCUCAAGCGACUCUAACAAAUACACCAAUAAUCCAGGCUACAUCUCCUAUUGCUGCUGAUGAUUUAUUUGCCACGUUGAUUCCAAAUGGGGCCCUAUCAGCUGCUUCAUCAGCAGCUCCGGCAGCAGCUCCAACAUCUUCAGAUUCCUCCUCACUCUCAACUACAAUUAGCCAAUUGUUCACCAGUUCUUUUUGGAACAAGUGGUAUCUGUACUUUUUAGCAGCAUUCAAUUCCAGCUCAUCACCAACCCCAGUUACUGAACAAGCAACACCAUCAGAAGCCGUGCCAUCAUUGUCAACAGUGAGUAUUAUACAGCAAACAAUUCCUACAGCUGCCAGCUACCCAUCAAGUCCACAAUCCUCAGUGACAUCUAUUUUGCUCCAGUCAAUUAUACCAUCUUUUCCUGCUAGUGUAGAAGCUGCAAGUACUUCUCCGUUAUCAUUAUCACCAGUUAGCACAUAUACACCAUCUACUUUUUCCACUAGUACAACUUCUCAACUGGCUCAAUCAGAUUCAUCAUCUACUAGUGGGAUUUAUGAUGCUAUCUAUAACUCACCGGGAAUUGAUGUCAAUUUCGCAAGACUGAUUUUAGAUGCUCAUAAUACAGACAGAGCUAUUCAUCAAGUCGCUCCAUUAUCAUGGAAUACUGAUGCUUAUAACUAUGCACAAAAUAAUGCUAACAAUUACGAUUGUUCUGGUAUUUUAACUCAUACCCAUGGUCCAUACGGUGAGAACCUAGCUGCAGGCUUUGCAAAUGGUCCGGCAGCUGUUGAAGCUUGGUAUGUAGAGGGAGAAACAUAUAAUUACCAAACUGCAAACACUUAUGAUCAUUUUACUCAACUUGUUUGGAAAGGUUCUACAAGUGUAGGAUGUGCUUAUAAAAAUUGUCAAGCUGAGAAUUGGGGACUUUACAUUGUUUGCGAAUAUGAUCCACCUGGUAACGUUAUAGGCUACAAUCUGCAGAAUGUUUUCCCACCAACUUCUGCUACAUAAAAUUUUAAAAGAUUUGGUUCAUUUCAUUUUUCAUUUUUGUUUUCGAAUAUAUCCAUUCAUCUUAUAUAGUUAUAAAGGUUUUUUCUUAGGCUGA
Messenger RNA from Scheffersomyces amazonensis, 1283 nucleotides. RefSeq names its product Pry1p (gene PRY1). The transcript has 2 exons. The record is from RefSeq and is a predicted model, not a curated record. The coding region runs from base 98 to 1189 and encodes 363 amino acids. Lineage: Eukaryota; Fungi; Ascomycota; Pichiomycetes; Serinales; Debaryomycetaceae.